CGGGUAAUGGACGAUAAACCUUAUCCAUAUCUCCCACUCGAAACAGAACAGAGAGGAGAACACACACACACACAAAAAUCCGAUGCUUCUCUCUCUCUGAAAAUCUCGUGAGGAUUUCGCGUAUUGGUUCAUGUCUGAUCUGAUUCAAUGGCUUCUGUAACAUGUCUCUUCAACCUCUCUGCUCAUCCCAGAUCCUCUUGCAAGCUUGAUGGAAGCGUAGAAAGACGGAGAGAAUGGAACGGUCAAGUUCCCAAGUCUCUUACUUGCAACAAGCGCUUAGAAAUAUCGCGUAUAGCACCAUUACAAGCAACAAUGAACAGUCCGAGAGGCUUUGGACCUCCUCCUAAGAAAACCAAGAAACCCAAAAAGUCAAAACCCGGAAACCAGAGUGAUGAUGAAGAAGACGACCAAGAGGAAGACGAUGAUGAAGAUGAACGUGAGAGAGGUGUGAUUCCAGAGAUAGUAACCAACAGAAUGAUAAGCAGAAUGGGAUUCACCGUUGGUUUACCACUCUUCGUUGGUCUUUGUUUCUUCCCACUCUUUUACUAUCUCAAAGUGGGAUUGAAAAUCGAUGUGCCUACAUGGGUUCCGUUUAUUGUUUCCUUCGUCUUCUUCGGUACGGCGUUAGCUGGUGUGAGCUACGGGAUUGUGUCGUCGAGUUGGGAUCCGUCGAGAGAAGGUUCCUUGUUAGGAUGGAACGAAGCUAAGAAGAAUUGGCCCGUCUUUUGGCAGUCCUUUUGGAAGAGAUAAGACAGAAAAACAAAAACAGCUUUGAUAAUUUCUUACAAGAAGAUACUUCAAGAGUACCUCUGUAGAUUUUCUAUAUAAUUUUCUUUAUGCAAUCUACGAUUCUGCCAA
Brassica rapa (field mustard) is the source of this 858-nucleotide messenger RNA. RefSeq names its product protein PAM68, chloroplastic. Lineage: Eukaryota; Viridiplantae; Streptophyta; Magnoliopsida; Brassicales; Brassicaceae. The record is from RefSeq and is a predicted model, not a curated record.